Molecule: messenger RNA, 252 nt
Organism: Penicillium cinerascens
Lineage: Eukaryota; Fungi; Ascomycota; Eurotiomycetes; Eurotiales; Aspergillaceae
Product: RNA-binding protein LSM5
Exons: 6
Coding region: 1-252 (83 amino acids)
Biological process (GO): mRNA splicing, via spliceosome
Cellular component (GO): U6 snRNP; Lsm1-7-Pat1 complex; U4/U6 x U5 tri-snRNP complex
Molecular function (GO): RNA binding
Source: RefSeq, a predicted model, not a curated record
AUGGCCUCCCAGCUUCUGCCUCUCGAGCUUAUCGACAAGUGUGUCGGCUCCCGGAUCUGGGUUAUUAUGAAGGGUGACAAGGAGUUCUCCGGCACCCUCCUCGGAUUUGAUGACUACGUCAACAUGGUCUUGGAAGAUGUGACUGAAUUUGACUACACCGGUGCCCAGAUCAAACUUCCCAAGCUUCUCUUGAAUGGCAACAAUGUCUGCAUGUUGAUCCCCGGUGGUGAAGGCCCUGCUGCCAGCGCUUAA